GACUUGUCAUACCUUCCCCUUACAGAAGUGAUGAAAGGUAUAUGACACUACAGCCUGCUCCGAACUUCGGAAGGCCCACGAACAUGAAAAGAAUAAAAUAACCAAAACGGCGACAAUAUAACUGGAAAAGCAAGGCGGAUCUUUACUUUUCUUUUUUUCUCGGAUCUGAGCACAACUGCUUUGGGAAAGGCGGAGCGUGAACGUUAUUUACGCGCUGUCCAGGAGCAAAUAACUUGCUUUCGGAACUCCUUCACAUUAUAUCUUAGCUACUGACAUUAAGAACUCGGGACUUCAAAAUAUGAAUCGAAAUCUUCCAUGGGUUUUCGGUCUCGCCUGCGUUGUGAUUCUAGGUUGCUUGGCAAGAACCCAGGCUCAGGUCACUCUGGUGGUGACAAAUGGAAACCUCACCUGCAUCAAAGCUGAACUCUCCGCCUCCUUCUUCAUCCCCUAUGACACUGCCAACGGCACGACACCGGUGAGGGUGGAGCUCCCAGGGACAGCGAAGGUGGGAGGGAAUAGUUCGUGUGGGGACGGCGCCCGGCUCCCGGAGCUGGUGGCAGAGUUCGGCGACGGCUACUCCUUGGGCCUCACAUUCUCAACCAAUAACAGUCUCUACGCAGUGAUGAGCCUCAAACUGCAGUACAACCUCAGUGACACGUCUGUCUUCCCUGGUGCCAACAGAACUGGUGUGGUAACCGUGGAGACGACCUCUGUGGGAAUUGUCGCUAGGGUCAACACCACCUACAGGUGCUUCAGCCCGUCAACUGUCAGCAUGGGAGGAGUCAGUGUCACUUUUUCGGAUGUAAAGAUGGAGGCCUUCAUGAAAGGAGAUGACCUGAGCCUCAACGAAAGCGUGUGUCUUGCUGACCAGAGCAUCACCACGGCCCCUCCUCAACCCCCUCCCACCACCACCACAGCACCUCCUGCACCCCCCCCCACCCCCCCGGGACCCCCCGUCCAGGGCAGCUACUCGGUCUCAGACAGCAACGGGACUGUCUGUGUACUGGCUCGAAUGGCAGUGCAGCUUGACGUCUCUCAGUACUCCGCCUCCCUAAACAAGACCAUCCAUGAAGUGGUAAACCUGCAGCCCAAUCAGACGAAGAGCUCAGGGUCAUGUGAACCCAACAACGCAACUCUGGUGCUGUCUCAGGGCGGAGCCACCAACCUAACCUUCCUGUUCACUCUGAACACCACCUCCAACAGGUAUCAUCUGAUGGGACUGUCUCUGGUUGCAUUUUGGCCUGACAUGGCAGCUCCUUUCACAGCCAGUAACAUGAGUCUGGACUACCUGAGUAGCUCUCUGGGUCGGAGCUUCAUGUGUAGUUCAGAACAGACUCUUGCAGUAAACCAGAAUUUCAGCUUGAACACCUUCCAUCUGCAGAUCCAGCCCUUUGGACUCACGGCAGGACAGUUUGGACAAGCGGAGGAGUGCCAGUUAGAUCAGGAGAACAUGCUGAUCCCCAUCAUCGUAGGAGCAGCUCUGGCCGGUCUGGUCCUCAUUGUCCUCGUGGCGUACCUCAUCGGCAGGAAGAGGAGCCACGCUGGAUACCAGACCAUCUGAGAUCCCCUUGACACAGCAGGCCGCGUCUCUAAUGCCACUCUAUUUCCUAUAUUGUCCACUUAUUUUAUUUGUCAUUUUUACCAGCACCUCCAUAGGGUACUGGUCAAAUGUAGUCCACAAGAUAGGGAUUAGGGUGUGAUUUUGGACACUGCAGGGAGCCAGACACUCCAACCCCCCACUGCUACAAUUGACUGACUAAUGGACAGACCAAACCAACUGCGUGUGUGUGUGGGUGUGUUUGUGGGUGUGUGUGUUUGUCUGUGUGUGUGUGAGAGUGUGCGGGGGUAGGUGUCCGUCCUUUUAUUUUUGACUUUCUGUCGAAAGAUUAUUCAGAACGCUCAUCCUUCGCUUCAUACAAGCCAACCAACCGCCUGGGAAAGACAACAAAAACCCACUUCUGCCGUCACCCAUGGCUGAGCUGUUCCAAGCAGCGUUCUUGUCUUGACAUGUCCGAAGUAGCACACAUCUACACGUUGUGUAAAUAAAGUGAAUCUGACAUUAAGUUAUAUAGUAUCAAACCUGCAUGGAGGGGCAGGCUUAAUUCCUACAAACACCCCUUGUGUGUGUCCCAACACGCACACUCUGGCGGGCUUCCUUUGCUUUCCUCCUUGUUUCCUUUCCUUCAGGAUCAGCAUCUUUUCAGUGACAUCACCUGGGAGGCCCUGACAACUCCUGCGAAAAGGGAAACUCGUGGAUGUCAGCCUCGUGACUCCACCCUGGUGGAACGUCGCUUUCGCCCGUUUGUCUCACGGGGUCACGAGAGCGUUUUGAAGGCCUUGUUGGGAGAAACCGUUUGGGUUAGAAAGACAGGGAUGUAGGGGGCAUUGACAUUAGUGUGUUAAAUGAGGGAUGUUUUGAACUGAGCAGAGAUUACUCGUCUAAAGCAGGACGUUCAAAUGUUGUGUUCUGUGACUCCUCUUCCAGUGUGUUAAUAUUGAUUGCAGCGAGUCGUUUUAUUUUUGUAGAGAAUGCUCGGAUAAUUUUUCUAUUAUGCGUCUUGCCGAGGUCAAUAAAAGACAUUUAAAUUCC
This is a messenger RNA of Esox lucius (northern pike), 2590 nucleotides long. RefSeq names its product lysosomal associated membrane protein 1a (gene lamp1a). The record is from RefSeq and is a predicted model, not a curated record. The transcript has 9 exons. Lineage: Eukaryota; Metazoa; Chordata; Actinopteri; Esociformes; Esocidae. Gene Ontology annotation, cellular component: membrane. The coding region runs from base 299 to 1561 and encodes 420 amino acids.